Phycodurus eques (leafy seadragon) is the source of this 3017-nucleotide messenger RNA. RefSeq names its product LHFPL tetraspan subfamily member 5a (gene lhfpl5a). The transcript has 4 exons. Gene Ontology annotation, cellular component: plasma membrane. Gene Ontology annotation, biological process: sensory perception of sound; detection of mechanical stimulus involved in sensory perception. NCBI's taxonomy places the organism in Eukaryota, Metazoa, Chordata, Actinopteri, Syngnathiformes, Syngnathidae. The record is from RefSeq and is a predicted model, not a curated record. The coding region runs from base 224 to 874 and encodes 216 amino acids.
ACUAAUAGAGUCCAUCUGUGUCACGUGACGCAGACGAGGAGGCCAAACGACCCCACAGCUGUAGCUACAAGCUUGUACUGCAGUGAGCUUUCAUUUUCUAUACCUUUAAUCCUCACGAGGGUUACGGGUGAACUGCAGUCUAUCCAAGCCGACUUUGUGCGAGAGGCGAGUAAACCCUGGACUGGUCGCCAGUCAAUCACGGGUUGGAAAACUGUAGGUGACCAUGUUGCCGGCCCAGGAGGCAGCUAAGAUCUACCACACCAACUACGUUCGCAACGCCCGCGCCGUGGGCGCGCUGUGGACCGUCUUCACCAUUACGUUCGCCGUCAUCACGGUGGUGGUGUUCAUCCAGCCCUACUGGAUCGGGGACAGCGUCAACACUCCACAGGCCGGCUACUUUGGCCUCUUCCACUACUGCAUCGGCAACGCGCUCACCUCGGAGCUCACCUGCAAAGGCAGCGCGCUGGACUUCGGCUCCAUCCCGUCCGGGGCCUUCAAGACAGCCAUGUUCUUCGUGGGCAUCUCCACACUGCUGGUGGUGGGCAGCAUCGUGUGCUUCAGCCUCUUCUUCUUUUGCAAUGCGGGCAGCGUGUACAAGAUCUGCGCCUGGAUGCAGCUGGCCUCCAGCGCUUGCAUGGUGAUCGGCUGCAUGAUUUACCCCGACGGCUGGGACUCGGAGGAGGUGAAGCGAUUGUGCGGCCAGCGGACCGACAAAUACACCCUGGGCAACUGCACGGUGCGCUGGGCCUACAUCCUGGCCAUCAUCAGCAUCAUGGACUCCCUCAUCCUCGCCUUUCUGGCCUUUAGUCUGGGCAGCAGACAGGACAACCUCCUGCCCGAGGACUUCCAGGCAGAGGAGAAAGACAACGCAUGAUGAGCCUACUACUGACCACCAAAGCAAGACUUUCACAACUAUUUGAACCCAAAGAAGUUCAUCCUGUCUUUGUUGAACCGUUUCCACUUCAUUAAACUUUGUUCUGUACAAGGCAUCUUAGAAAGGUUUCAGGACUAAUGUUAGAGAAGAUAAAAUUCAAACCCAAACUACAAGUUUUCUCCUUCAACGUAAUCGCCCUGGAGUAUAUAGGCCUGUGUCCUUUGUUUCAGUAGCCAUUGAACCCCAUCCCCAACACACACACACACGCAUACGUUUACAUAUAUACUGUAAAUAUGCAUGAACAGUUAGUGAUGAGAUCAAGGACACCAGACCUGCUGGGGAGUCACCACCACUGAUGAAUCAUGUAUCUUCGUGUACGACCUGAACACCAAAUGCCAGAGCCUUAGGUGGAAGAGUCCGAUCUCGCCAAGGCCAACGAAAGCAAGACAGGCGGAAGUCCAAAGUCAUGUUGAUGGCAUCCCUCGAUGUAGGGGCCAUCAUCCACUGCGGCCAGACGAUCAUAGUUUCCAAUUGUCAAGCAUAUUUCUGUAAUUUUCUUUGAUCUUUAAGUAAGGACACAAUUUAUUUGCAAAUUACUUUUAUAAAUUCAUGUUAGGUUGUUUUUACAAGACAAAAUGUGAUUGGGGGAAACCCUGCAAUAGAGAAACACUUGCGAACCCAAAAGUCAUGGUAAGUUGAAGCAAUUAGCACGUUUUUUUCAACUUAAAAACAAAGUGCUAAUUAGACCGUGGUAGUGCUGUACCAAAGGUCGAUUAUUCUGUUAAGUACUGUACGACUACAACUAAAAUAUAAAAUAAAAAAAAUAAUAAAACACCUGUUUUAAAAAAAAAAAAAAAAAAAAAAAGAAAAUAGCAAAUAUUUAUCAAUGGCUCCAACGUUAGAUGCACAGUAGUUGUACCUACAACUGUCCAAUGAGCGGCUUUUCAGGCAGGCGACGAGUUACGAGACAAACACUUAAAACACUUUUGGAAAUGUUUUAUUCUUACCUACAGAAAAACGAUUGAAGAGGAGACAUGACAGAGAGCCUAUAAGCCAAUUCCUUUUGCAGUGUGGGGGUUGCUGUACAGCAUUUGAGUCGAGCCCAUUUCCGUGCAGUUAAAAAGCACCUGAACAUCCCUUUCCAAAACGUGACUGACUAUGCUGCAGAGUGCAUGAUGCUAUCCAACCACUUGAAUCCAUACAGGUCCAGUUUGAUGUUUAAUGGUUUCCAAAAUUGCAUCUGUUACUAAACGAGUUUCAUAGGGAUAGAAGACAUUGCAUUGUGCCAGGCUGAAAACAAGAAUAUCCAUAACAAAAUGUAUAAAAUCUAGUCCUCUUUCCUCUUCUGUGUACAAAUGUAGAAAUGUUUAAGCAUACUUAGCUAGGCCAAGACUUCCUAGCCCUUUCCAUGGCAGAUAGCAUUUUUUUUGCAUUUAUUCAAUUGCAGUACUUCGAAGGCUUUUGACAACUAAAUAUAUAAAUGAUGGCACUGCUAAUGCAAUUAGCAAGACUGCACAUAUUUGGCAUCUUGGUGAUCCCAACAAAUUGGUGAUUUUGAUGGCAACCUCUGUUGCGGCUGCUGUAGUCUCAAGUGCAAGAGCUACUGUAUAUCUUAAUUUGUAACAGUACCUAAAUAUCUGAGAGACAGAGUUAUGUGCUGUAGAAAAAGAGCUUGAAACAGAAACUGACACCUAAACAAACAAGUCCUGCAAAGUUAAGUGCAGACGAUUUGGGCUUCCUCUUCCUUCAGUAUUCUACAUAUUGUGGAUGGCGACUGAAGUGCAGUCACAGCUGGUGUGUGGGUUGCAUCUGAAGGCCAUGAAACGUGUACAGUCAAGUUUUUGCAGGAAGGUGUGUUUCGGUUUCAAGCCCAUAAUCUUUACACCUAUCUUGUGUGCGUGGGUGUGUGUGCAUCCUUUCACAAUCACAUGUAGAAGUGUGCACACAAUGCGCUGUCUCUCAAGCCAGCCACGCAUGGGAGAGGCACUGAGCAGCCGUGGCCCUCCUUUCAGGGACAAGGUCCAGCAUGGGCUGCAGGAAGCUGCUGAAGCUGUGGGCCUCUUCUUUGGACCACUCGUACUUCUCCACCAACACAUCAAACAUGCCCCAUGGCUUCAGCUUAGUGAUGUGUCGCAGGUCACCU